Messenger RNA from Gracilinanus agilis (Agile Gracile Mouse Opossum), 1085 nucleotides. It is a transcript of the gene LAT, whose product is annotated as linker for activation of T cells. Gene Ontology annotation, cellular component: membrane. NCBI's taxonomy places the organism in Eukaryota, Metazoa, Chordata, Mammalia, Didelphimorphia, Didelphidae. Gene Ontology annotation, biological process: signal transduction. The record is from RefSeq and is a predicted model, not a curated record.
AUGGGGGUGGGAGGCGGGUGCAGCCAUGCAAGGAGCCACGAUAACUUCCUGUCCCCGCCCGGAGCUCACCACAGCUUCCUGCUGCGGGCGGGCGGCGCUGAGUGUAGGAGAGGAGGGGAUCGGGGGAACGGAACCGUCGGGACCGGGGAGCAGAUGGAGACCAUCUACGUGGGUACUGGCCUCCUCUGGCUCCUCAUUCUACUAUUCCCAGCCCUGCUUGUCACUGCUCUGUGUCUGUGUUGCCGGGACCUCCCUGGCCCCAAUUCUGAGGUCCCCUCCAGUGACGGCUCACAUCAGACAAGUAGUGGAUUAGUCAUCAUCAAACCCCGCUACACUAAUACUUCGUGGCCCUCUACGUGGCCCCCUGGCCAGUCAGAUCUCCCUAUCCCGAGGUCUCCACAACAUCCAGGGUUGUCACACCGGAUUCCUUCUUCUCGACGGGACCCAGAUACCCGCAGUGAACCCAGCUAUGAAAAUGAGGAAUCUGAAGAUGCUGAUGGGGAAGAGGAGGACUACCCCAAUGAAGGAUACCUUGAGGUUCUACCUGAUGGCUCACCAAACUCCAGUUCUGCACCUCUGUCCAACUCGGCACCUAACCUGGGCAAUCCUGGCCUUAGGGAUAGUCCAUCUUCUAUGGUAUCAGGAGAAGAUUAUGUGAAUGUCCUAGAGAGUACAGAGGUAUCUCUGGGUGGUAGCUGUGAAUAUGUGAAUGUACCAGAAGCCCAGGAGGAAAGGACACCUUCGAGUAGGACCCCAGUGACUGACCAGGAUGGUGAGGAAGAGGGACCCGAUUAUGAAAAUGUACAGGAACAAAGUGGACAUUCCUUCACCUGAGACCCAGCACCUCUUGGAUAUGGGCAAAUGGAAGCAUCAGUGGACCUUCUGAGCACCCCUGACCUCUGUUUCUCAUCCUGACACCAUCCUGAGAGUCAGCCCUUUAACUUAUUAUUACUUUGGAAAUUCCCCGGCCCCUGACCCCAUCCCAAGCAGUCCGCACCUUCUCCUGACAUAGCCUGAGAACAACUUCCCCCUUUGCUCCCUAGCCUGUGGGCUAUGGUCCCUCCUUAGUGUAUUGAAUUAAAGUC